This is a messenger RNA of Closterium sp. Naga37s-1, 223 nucleotides long. NCBI's taxonomy places the organism in Eukaryota, Viridiplantae, Streptophyta, Zygnematophyceae, Desmidiales, Closteriaceae. The record is from the annotation of a GenBank genome assembly.
CCUCGGUCAAUUGCAGCAUAAGUGGCACCGCAGCAGUGCUAGCUCACCUUUACAAGCAGCGGCUGGCUUUGGCGUGGGUGGAGGACUCGAGGGCUGUGCUGGCACGGAGACGAGAGGGCGGAGAUCGAGAUGUCCUGGCGGCGGUGCGGCUAUCAGCGGACCACAAGCCAAACAUCGAGGAAGAGAGGGCGAAGAUAGAGGCCAGUGAAGGCAGCGUGCAGCA